This is a messenger RNA of Dipodomys spectabilis (banner-tailed kangaroo rat), 1942 nucleotides long. It is a transcript of the gene Fggy, whose product is annotated as FGGY carbohydrate kinase domain containing. The transcript has 16 exons. NCBI's taxonomy places the organism in Eukaryota, Metazoa, Chordata, Mammalia, Rodentia, Heteromyidae. Gene Ontology annotation, molecular function: kinase activity; phosphotransferase activity, alcohol group as acceptor. The record is from RefSeq and is a predicted model, not a curated record. The coding region runs from base 142 to 1797 and encodes 551 amino acids. Gene Ontology annotation, biological process: carbohydrate metabolic process.
CGCCCUGCGGGGGAGCAGGGGUUCUCGGCGCCGCCGCCGGCAGGCCCCGCUAGCUAGAAUGUAAUUUCCGAUUGGACAAGUCCACUGGUUGUCACGAGUCACGUGGGUUCUGUAUUGGUUCAUGACAGCUGGAGGACUACAAUGUCAGGUGGAGAACAAGAGAUGAGCAGCUACUAUGUAGGUGUCGAUGUUGGAACAGGAAGCGUCCGUGCAGCCCUAGUGGACCAGAGAGGGGUUCUUGUGGCUUUCGCAGACCAGCCAAUUAAGAAGUGGGAGCCUCAAUUCAACCACCAUGAGCAGUCCUCUGAAGACAUCUGGGCUGCAUGCUGUGUUGUCACAAAGAAAGUUAUACAAGGAAUGGACUUAAACCGAAUUCGUGGACUUGGGUUUGAUGCCACAUGUUCCCUGGUUGUCUUGGAUACACACUUUUGUCCUUUACCAGUAAAUAAUGAAGGGGAUUCUCAUCGAAAUGUCAUCAUGUGGCUGGACCACCGAGCAGUCAAUCAGGUUGGCAGGAUCAACAAGACAAAACAUAGUGUCCUCAAGUAUGUGGGGGGUGUGAUGUCUGUGGAAAUGCAGGCCCCCAAACUCCUGUGGUUGAAAGAGAACUUAAGAGAGACUUGCUGGGAUAAGGCGGGACAUUUCUUUGAUCUCCCAGACUUCUUAUCGUGGAAGGCAACAGGUGUCACAGCACGGUCUCUCUGCUCCCUGGUGUGUAAAUGGACAUAUUCAGCAGAUAAAGGCUGGGAUGACAGUUUCUGGAAGAUGGUUGGUUUGGAAGACUUGGUUGCUGAUAAUUACAGCAAAAUAGGAAACCAAGUGCUGCCUCCUGGAGCGCCUCUGGGCAGUGGGCUCACGCCUGAGGCAGCCAGAGAGCUUGGCCUUCCCCCCGGGAUUGCUGUGGCCACUUCACUCAUUGAUGCCCAUGCCGGAGGACUAGGAGUGAUUGGAGCAGAUGUGAGAGGUCAUGGCCUGGUCUGUGAAGGACAGCCAGUGACGUCCCGGCUGGCUGUCAUCUGUGGAACGUCUUCUUGUCACAUGGGGAUCAGCAAAGACCCAAUUUUUGUGCCAGGCGUCUGGGGACCUUAUUUCUCAGCCAUGGUUCCUGGGUUUUGGCUGAAUGAAGGUGGUCAGAGUGUUACUGGAAAACUGAUAGAACACAUGGUGCAGGGCCACGCUGCCUUUCCUGAACUACAAGCCAAGGCCUCGGCCAGAUGCCAGAGUAUAUAUGCAUAUUUGAACAGUCACCUGGAUCUGAUUAAGAAGGCUCAGCCUGUGGGUUUCCUCACUGUUGAUUUACAUGUUUGGCCAGAUUUCCAUGGAAACCGCUCUCCCUUAGCAGAUCUGACACUAAAGGGCAUGGUCACUGGAUUAAAACUGUCUCAGGACCUUGACGAUCUUGCCAUCCUCUACCUGGCCACAGUUCAGGCCAUCGCUUUUGGAACCCGCUUCAUCAUAGAGGCUAUGGAAGCAGCAGGUCACUCUCUCAGUACUCUUUUCUUGUGUGGAGGUCUGAGCAAGAAUCCCCUUUUUGUUCAGAUGCAUGCAGACAUUACUGGCAUGCCUGUGGUCCUGUCACAAGAGGUGGAAUCGGUCCUUGUGGGUGCUGCUAUUCUGGGUGCUUGUGCCUCUGGGGAUUUCACUUCUGUACAGGAGGCAAUGUCAGAAAUGAGCAAAGUUGGGAAAGUUGUGUUUCCAAGACAUGAAGAUAAAAAAUAUUAUGACAAGAAAUAUCAAGUAUUCCUGAAGCUGGUUGAACACCAGAAGGAGUAUUCAGCAAUCAUGAGUGGAGACUGAACAGGGCUUGCAAGUGCAGAGGCCAGAAGUUCUGUGUCACUGCCUUAGGGGCUUCUGUCUUUCCCUUUUAUAUUCUUGAUGCAGAAAGGUAUUAUUUUAUCAUUUCUGUAUUGUCUUCUAAUAAUAAAAAUAAUGACAUGCACAA